Messenger RNA from Marmota monax (woodchuck), 3578 nucleotides. It is a transcript of the gene Ccdc13, whose product is annotated as coiled-coil domain containing 13. NCBI's taxonomy places the organism in Eukaryota, Metazoa, Chordata, Mammalia, Rodentia, Sciuridae. Gene Ontology annotation, biological process: cytoplasmic microtubule organization; non-motile cilium assembly. Bases 884 to 2995 code for a protein of 703 amino acids. Gene Ontology annotation, cellular component: centriolar satellite. The record is from RefSeq and is a predicted model, not a curated record. The transcript has 16 exons.
AAAGGAAAACAAGCUAGAAGGAGAGACUGAGGCCAAAUACCCCAAAGUUUUUUUUUUAAUGCUUUUGGACUUAGUUCUGUGGCUAAUGAGCAUCUCAUUUUUUUGUUUGUUUUAUUUUUUUGUUUUUUGCAAAGAGGCAUGUCAAGUUCAAAGCUGUACUUUAGAGAAACCAGUCCCUCAACCAGUGCAUGAUGGACUACAAGUGGGGCCAGGAGGAGUGGGCAGCGAGGACGUAGGAACCAAUUUAGUCUGCCAUAUCCUAGGCCCUGAUAGAGGCACUGAGGAUAGGGCAGUGAGCAAUGCACAGGGCCCACCAUGAUGAAGCUGGUGGGGAGGGAGACAGGUAGUCAACAAAUAAACAGAUAAAUACAAAAUUAGUCAAGUGAAGCUGAGUGCUAUGGAGAAAGAUAAAAACAGUAAGGGGUAUGCAGAGUGAGGACAGGGAUGCUUUCUCCAAUAGAAUGUGAGAUGGGCCUCUGACAAGAUGACAUCUGAGAGGAAGUAGUGAGGUGGAUGUCUGAGAGAGGAUCAUUCCAGGGAGAGGGAGUGGCUGAGGUGGUUAUAAGCAUGCUAAUGAGAACUGGGUGUGUGUGUUGUGGGGAGAUAUGGGGACAGAUUGGAUGACUUUUAUGGAGAAUUAGGAUAUAUGACUAUUGGAUGAUGCAUGUAUUUUUGUCCAUUUUCUGUUGCCAGUAACACCAUAUUGCAGACUGGGUGAAUUAUAAAGAAAAGAAGUUGACUUUGACUCACAAUGCUGGAAAUCUAAGGUUGAGAGGCUAUAUUUGGUAAUGGCCUCUUGCUCUGUUGCCUAAGCUGUCUCAAACUCAACAAUCUUCCCACCUCAGCCUCCUGAGUAGUUGGAGUGGUUGGGAUUACAGGCAAGAUGGCAGCCGACGAAGGCUCACAGGACACUUUGAGGCUCCAGUUCAAGGCGAUGCAGGAACUGCAGCACAGAAGGUUACAGCAGCAGAUGGAGAAAAAGAGGGAAAAGGAAAAGGAACAGGAAAGCAGAGAUGAUGACCAAAAAGAAUCCAUGGAGAUCUCUGAUGGCCUCAACCUUCUCCACACAGAGGAGCAAAACUUGAAAAACAUCUUUGAGCAGAGGGUGCUUGAAGAUGAGAUCCAACAACUUCGGGAGGAGCUCAGAGAAACGGUGGAUGAGAACGGGCGAUUGUAUAAGUUGCUGAAGGAAAGGGACUUUGAAAUCAAGCACCUCAAAAAGAAAAUAGAAGAGGACAGACUUGCCUUCACAGGGAGUGCUGGUAUGGCUGGAGAUGUAGUCGCAACCAAAAUUGUGGAACUCUCCAAAAAGAAUCGGGCAUUGAUGGCAGAGUCAGAGGGUGGGAAAAUGAAAAUGAAGCAGCUGACCAAUCGGAUCCAGGAGCUGGAGCGGGAACUGCAGACAGCCCUGUCCAGGCUGCCAGCCAAGGGGUCCACCGAUGCAGGAGCCAAGCCACAGAGGGCCCAGCUGGGAGACAAAGCCUUGCCGGAGACCCCAGAGGUGAAGGCCCUGAAGGACAGGCUGGCAACCAUGAACCUGAAGAUGAGUGAUCUGCGCAACCAGGUUCAGUCCGUGAAGCAGGAGCUCCGGAUGACCCAGAAGGUUUUGUCCAGUGAGGUUGGGGAAGAUGUGAACAUCCAGCAGCUCCUAUCCUCUCCGGGGACCUGGAGGGGAAGGGCUCAACAAAUUCUCGUUCUUCAGAGCAAGGUUCGAGAGCUUGAGAAGCAGCUGGGACAGACCCGGAGUAGGUCUGCAGGAACAGCCAAUGAUGAGCUCCCUAUCUACCCAGACCCAAAGAAGCUGUCGGCACAGGAGAAAAACCUACUGAGGAUCCGCAGCCUGGAAAGGGAAAAACAGGAAGGCUGGGAGAAACUUGCUGGGGAGCGGGAUACCCUCCAAAAAGAGCUAGAAGAGCUGAGAAAGAAGUCUGAGGGAGUGAAGUCUCGAAACAAGGUGCUAUCGAACGAAGUGAAGACCCUCAGGAGCCAGAUGGGGACCCUGGUGGAGAAGGGCAGACAUGAUGACGAGCUCAUUGAUGCCCUCAUGGACCAACUGAAACAGCUACAGGACAUUCUGGGCAGCUUGAAUCUACAGGAGGAAAAGAUGCGCACAUCCCAGCAUCAAAUGGACCAGAAUCUCAACAGCCAGGCCCAACAGAGCAGCAGCCUUGUGGCCCAGCUGCAGGCCAUGGUGGCCAAGCGUGAGGCCAAGGUGCGGCAGCUGGAAUUAGAGAUCGGGCAACUUGGUGUGCAGUAUCUUCAGAAUAAAGUAGUGGGUGAGGAGUCCAGCGGGCCUGAGGUCCACCCAGCCCACACCAGACUCCUGGAGGACCAGGGUCUGGCCAAGCCUCCAGCCUCAGCAAGCAACCACAUCGGCAGGCUGGGAUCUUCUCGCUCUGUGAGCAGCCUGGGUCACACGCUGGUGGAAUCUGCUCUCACCAGGCCUUCCCUGUCCAGCCCCCACAGGACCUCACCCAGGUGCUUGGACUCCCCAGAACAAAAAGGCUGGCAAGCACAAGUGACAGAGAUCAAGGCCCUCUGGCAGGCCACCGAGGUGGAGCGAGACCGGCUCACUGAGUUUGUUACUGUCCUGCAGAAACGGUUGGAGGAGAGCAACAGCAAGCUCCUGGAGGCGGAAAGGAGGCUGCAGGGGGAGCGGCACCACACUGUGGUGCUGGAGCAACAUCUGGAGAAGAUGCGCUUGGAGCCUGGCAAGGCAUCCGCCUCACAGAAAGCAGCCCCCAAAAAUAAACCAGGAAGUGAGAAAAAGGACCCAUCCUCUGCCCAACUCUCCAGUGUACCUGUGGAAUUGCAGAUGGAGGAGCUGACCACCAGGCUGGCCAUCCAGGUGGAGGAGAACAAAGUGCUGAAAGCCGCCCUGGGCAAUGCCCUGCGGGGAAAAGAGGAGGACUUCCGCCUGUACCAUGAGACCCUUAGCCAGGUGAAAGGGGUCUUCCUGCAGGCCCUGCGGCAGCAGAAAGCAGACAGGCACUAGGAUGCAGCCCUGUGUCAGCCAGGCCAGUGGGGCAGCUCAGGCCUUGAGAGGAUGAGGCUGUCUGAGGACUGCGUCCGACUCAGGAAGCCAUCCGGGCCCCAGCUCAGCUCUGCCCUCGAAAGCAGCUCCUUCAGAGUGACCACAGCCCACACUUCAAGCCAGAGGAGAAGCCAUGGCAGAACCAUGCAGGAACACUGGGCAGAUGUGGCUGUGACGGGAGGAGGCCCAGCAGCCCACCAGCCUCAGCCAGAGCUCUGGGACCAGCCAGCUGUGAAUGGACAGAUGCAGUCCCCCACGCAGGUGCUCAUGGCCCCUGUCUUAGAGCCUGCCUGGGGAACCCCUGCAUGCCCACAGGCUCCAUACGCACAGCAGAACCCCUGGUGCCCUGGGUUGGGCACAUUGAACAGCCUCCCCCACCUACCUGGCCCUCCUCACUAGGCAUCCCCCUGCCCUGCCCUGGCUCCAUCUGUGGCCCUCCCCAUCCACAGAGUAGGGCAGCACGCUCCCGGCCUCUUUGUCAGGCUGCUGCUCAAAUGCCAAGCUUGGACUUGUAAUAAUAAUUGUUAUUUUCAUAAUUGCCGCA